This is a messenger RNA of Thelazia callipaeda (thelaziosis nematode), 1137 nucleotides long. The record is from the annotation of a GenBank genome assembly. Lineage: Eukaryota; Metazoa; Nematoda; Chromadorea; Rhabditida; Thelaziidae.
AUGCGAUUGAUUCAGUAUCCUGGUUGCCAUAAAUCAUAUAGUCGUUUGGAAAAUUUGAAAACACAUGUGCGAACACAUACAGGAGAGCGCCCAUAUAGAUGCGAAUUCCCAGAGUGUGACAAAGCAUUCAGUAAUGCAUCCGACAGAGCUAAACAUCAAAAUCGCACUCAUUCUGAUACAGUGCGCAUAUUUUCUAAGCCUUAUCAGUGCAUGAUUGAUGAUUGUGUGAAAAGUUACACUGAUCCAUCUUCGUUACGAAAGCAUAUAAAAUCUGUUCAUGGUGAUGAGGCUUAUGAAUCAGCCAAACGAAACAAGGUAAAUAAUAAGCGUCGCACUGGUACAGCAUCAGAUAUAUCUCAGUCUUCAUCAAGGAGUGCUGUUGAAAGACAUCACGAUGAUAGUGAUGAUGAAAUUUAUCACGUUAAUUCGCCAACUCGAAUGAUCUUAUCUGCUUGUUUACGUUCAGUAGAGAAAAUUGGUGAAGAUAUGAAAGGGGAGAAUAUUCGCAGUAGUAAAAAGAAGAGGCCAAAGAAAGUGGUUUUGCCUCAUAAUUCAGAAAAUUGUUGGGCUGGUAUGCAGUAUGGUUCGAGAGCUGGUCCAUCAUCCCCAGAUUCUGGCGGUAUCAACUUACAAACGAUAUCAUCGAAUGAUUCAAACCUUAAUUCAUGCACACUAAAAGCUCCGAAUUCAUCAAAUUCAUCAAACACUAAUGGGAGUAAUACAUCAGUGUUUGGUGGUCGUAGAGAUUUUUGUGUUGAUCGCUUUCUUCAGAACAGAAGACAGUUCAAUGACAGCAGGGCUUUUGAUGAAAGCUCAUUUAAUUAUGAAUGCCAUCCUCGUUAUGUUGACCGUUCGCCGUCACCAUCUUCAGAAACAAAAGAUAGGAUGGCAAAAUAUCGAAAAAGUUUGACUUUCUCGUUUCUUUGUUUAUUUCGAUUUCCAAAGUUUUUCAAGGUCUCUGGAGCUGGAUCAUAUUCUGGCAUUCUUGCUGCACUCGCCUCGCUCUCAGUUCUGCUCUAUUGCUCUUCGCUGCUUCGUCCUCGUCGAGUUCACGGCGCUGAUCGAAUGGGAUACAUUCGAGCGUCUUAUUUAGCGCUAUCGAUUGGAUAUUUGCCUCGUUGUGAUCAGGUACACUGA